AUGAAGCUCCGCAACAAGGCGGCGGCGCUGCUCCUCCUCGCGCUGGCCGCUCUCCUGCUCGCGGGGCUGUCCCUGCGCGCCCGCCGCGCCGCACCCCCCUCGCCGCUCGCUCGCCCCGCGUCCGCCCCGCCGCGCCGCCCCGCGCCGGCCCCCACGCGCCUCCCGGGCCCGGGGGCCCUCCCGGGGGCCGGCCAGAGCGCUCGCCGGCGCCGGCCUCCGCGUCCGCGCCCCCGAGCCAGCCGUCGGGGCGCCGCGAGCCUGAAGAAGUUGGCGAGGAGGCCUGGAGACCUCAGGAGUUUCCAAGCUGUCCUGCCCCCCGAGCUCUGGAUCCACCUGGCCGUGGUGGCCUGUGGCAAUCGGCUGGAGGAGACACUGGUCAUGCUCAAAUCGGCCGUGCUCUUCAGCCACAGGAAGAUGCAAUUUCACAUCUUCACCGAAGAAUCUCUGAAGCCCGAGUUUGACAAGCAGCUACGACAGUGGCCAGACUCAUAUACGAAGAAGUUUGAGUACAGAGUCUACCCCAUCACAUUUUCGGUUGGAAACCCUCAGGAAUGGAAGAAAUUAUUCAAACCGUGUGCUGCCCAGAGACUCUUUCUUCCGGUGAUUUUAAAGGAUGUGGACUCCCUUCUCUACGUGGACACCGAUGUUCUCUUUCUGAGACCUGUUGAUGACAUCUGGAAGCUUCUGAGGCAAUUUAAUUCCACACAGCUUGCGGCCAUGGCCCCCGAGCAUGAAAUCCCCAAGAUCGGCUGGUACAGCCGCUUUGCUCGGCACCCUUUCUAUGGCUCUGCGGGAGUUAACUCAGGGGUCAUGCUGAUGAACUUAACUCGGAUAAGAAGUGCCCAGUUCAAGAACAGCAUGAUUCCAACAGGCUUGGCUUGGGAGGACAUGCUGUACCCUCUGUACCAGAAGUACAAGAAUGCCAUCACGUGGGGAGACCAGGACUUAUUAAAUAUUAUUUUUUAUUUCAACCCAGAGUGUCUGUACGUGUUCCCCUGCCAGUGGAACUACCGUCCUGAUCACUGCAUGUACGGAAGCAAUUGCAGAGCCGCCGAGCGGGAAGGCGUGUCUGUCCUGCAUGGGAACCGAGGCGUCUACCAUGACGAGAAGCAGCCAACUUUCAAAGCGCUCUAUGAAGCCAUCCGAGAUUUUCCCUUUCAAGACAAUCUCUUUCAAUCCAUGUAUUACCCUCUUCAGCUGAAGUUUUUGGAGACUGUGCACACUUUAUGUGGACGAAUCCCACAAGUUUUUCUGAAGCAAAUUGAGAAAACCAUGAAAAGGGCCUAUGAGAAACAUGUCAUCAUCCAUGUCGGCCCGAACCAGAGGCGCUGAGUAUUUCCUGUUGUCGCAAGUCAAUUAGGCAUCUCACGAACGAGGAAAUACUCAUCUUCAAGCUGCCUGGAUCUCUUUUAUGUGAAUAUUUCAUGGUGCUCUGUGACAACUAAGUUUAAAAAGACUUGUUAAAUGUUGCUAAAUCAGUUGCCCCUAAAUGGAAAUAUGCUUUAAUUUUUUUCUAAAGUGCUAUUUAUCUCUGUUUUUUUUAAAAAAAUGAUAUUAUUGUUCACUUAACGUUGUUGAAGUAGGUUGAGCUAGCUGUGAAAAGGAACUCUUGUGAGGCUUCUGAUUGCCAAGUGUCUGAGGCAAUGUCAGUGGCAUCUGAUGGGGCACAUUUUAUCCGCUUUUCUUGAGACUCUUUAUAUGCAGUGGGUUUGCCCCACCCCUUGUUAUAAAAGCAAUGUGUGCUUGUUGUAAAACAAAUUUUUAAAACUUAUAGAGAAUAUAUAGGUCCUUGGACCAAAAUCAAGAUGAGAAUAGCCAUAAUCCUAUCAACCAGGGAAGAAGAUUUUUAUUUUAGUGUAGUCCCUUCUAGCCCUUUUUUUCCCUACUUCUGUAUUUACUUGCGGGUGGUGGUGGUCUUUUCCAUCGUAUAAACAUGUAUCUAAAACAGGUAGUCUAAGUGCAAGUGGGACCCUAUGCUGAGAUUUUUAUGUAGGAGACUAAACAUUUAGACAAAUGUUGACGCCUACAACGAUUUAUUUAAAAUACGUCUGGGACAGAGAUCAAGAUUAGGAGACCGACCACCUGAGACGAGAUUAAGGGAGCACAAGCCCUGCUCACACCCUAAUCUUGUCAGAGGUCCCACCUCACCAUUGUUGUAAAACCCCUCAUCAAAUCCUCUGGGGUGGGGACGCAUAGUUUUUCAAGGCAGGAGCCUGCUGCAUCCCCCUUUGCCUGGCAAAACAAUAAAGCUAUCCUUUUCUACUUCAAAAAAAUACAUCGGGGAGAAGCAUUCGGAUUUUAGCUAAUUGUGCAGUGAUAAAGGAUGAAGCAUAUCUGGGGGUGUUUUUUAAGAAAAACUGUUCAGAUUUUUCCAAAUCGUAAGACAUGUCUAUGCAGCCACAGCUUCUGAAAGGAAAUUCAGUGAUUGUGUUAAACCUAAGCGGUUUAUUUAGCAGAGAUGUGAUUUUGUGCUGACCCAGAGACAAAAGCAUUUUAUCUCUUACUUUAGUAGGAGCGGCCUUCUCUCUUUAAACUCUUGGGCAAUAGGUGGAAAUUAAAGGCCGACUUGGAAUGUAAUGUGUACAAAUAAAUAGUUCAGUGGAUUCCACUGGCAAGAAAAUUCAUCUUCCCACCAGCCUUAGAAGGGUCUCUCAAAUUUUUUUUUUCUUCUCUAGGGUUAUCUAGCUGUUAGCCAAGGUGUGUCUUAUCACCUAGCUACAGUAGAGGAAGUUCGGUAUUCUUUCCCCAAAGGAAUCAAAGUUAAUCCCUAGUUGCUCCUGUAGCUGCUAUUAGCAUAAGGGCAUUUUGCAUAAUGCUUUAUUUAUCUCAAAAAAACGUGUGCGUAAAUGAUCUCCUUGAUGUUUGCAACAACUUAGUGAACUUAGUAGGGGCCUGUAUCAUCUCCACUGGGCAAAUAAGGAAAUUGUAAUAGAAAGAAACAAAUCUAUUCCAUAUAAUUACUUUCUGUAAGACACACAGAUGUGUAUAAGAUACAUCCCGUUUCACAGAGAAAUUUUUGAAAACAAAAAUAUUAAAUAUUUUUC
Molecule: messenger RNA, 3044 nt
Organism: Physeter macrocephalus (sperm whale)
Lineage: Eukaryota; Metazoa; Chordata; Mammalia; Artiodactyla; Physeteridae
Gene: GXYLT2
Product: glucoside xylosyltransferase 2
Exons: 7
Coding region: 1-1332 (443 amino acids)
Biological process (GO): protein O-linked glycosylation via N-acetylgalactosamine
Molecular function (GO): UDP-xylosyltransferase activity
Source: RefSeq, a predicted model, not a curated record